Molecule: messenger RNA, 3352 nt
Organism: Pangasianodon hypophthalmus (striped catfish)
Lineage: Eukaryota; Metazoa; Chordata; Actinopteri; Siluriformes; Pangasiidae
Gene: oxtra
Product: oxytocin receptor a
Exons: 3
Coding region: 1138-2319 (393 amino acids)
Biological process (GO): maternal process involved in parturition; female pregnancy; regulation of systemic arterial blood pressure by vasopressin
Cellular component (GO): membrane
Molecular function (GO): oxytocin receptor activity; vasopressin receptor activity; peptide binding
Source: RefSeq, a predicted model, not a curated record
AUUUAUUUAUUUAUUUAUUUGCCAGACAGAAAUUGGCACAUUCAUUGCAGUCAAUCUCACGAACCAUGGACAGUGGACUACCUUUUUCAUCAAUGUUGAGUUAUUUUGUAGUUUUGCUUAAAUUCUGUUUCAAUUUUUAUGUUACCUUAUUAUGCAUACAACAAUUCAGUCAUAGCUUAUGGACUACUGGAAUUUUGUGGACCCCUCCAUGGGCUGUGGACCCAUAUAAUUGUCACCAGUGUUCACCUUACUACAACAGCCCCAGAUUCAGAGUUAUGUCUGUGCAACACCAUACACACUUAUAUAGUCUAAUAAUAAUAGUGCAUUUUGUUACAUUUGCUUUGUGAGCACAGUGAAGGUCAUUUUCUAUUGAAACUGCUUUUUUAAUUUAAAAGUUCAUUUACCCGUCUACUGACAAAACGUCAAACUGUCAAUUUUGGACGUUAUACACAUUAGAAAAUAAUCAUCUUAAGUGUAAUUUUUACAGAUUUCUGAGUGGAAACUGAUAUCACCCAAGUGGACUAACAACAUGCACCCUUACAUGCAUGUGAAUGGUACUGUACAAUGCAUCUGAAGUAGAUGAAAUAAUGAAUCACUGUUUUUUUGCUGAAACGCAUCAGUGUUAGAAUAAUAUUUACAUAAAAUUUGUCAUUAUUGUGUUGCGAUGUGGGGGAAAAGAAGCAAAGAAGUAAAUUUUACCUAUGCGAUUUAAGCUGCUUGUUGUACAGUUCCAUUGAUAAAAUAUAUGAAUUAGGCGGUUAUCAGUUGCAGUGAAGCAGGCGGACAUCUAGUGGAAGUCUUGGGUAAGUUUCUGUGCUGAUCUCACGGGUAUAAAUAGUGAAUAGUGUGCGCGUUGUGUGUGUGUGUGUGUGUGAGUGUGUGUGUGUGUGUGUGUGUGUGUGUGUGUGUGUGUUUGGGGAAGGGGGGCGGGGGAGGAGGGAUCCAGGCUUCUCUUCAAGGACUUUCCUCUCAUACUAACGUCACUUGUAGGACCGGCUGCAAAAUGCACAAGCGCUUUCACCUGUGUGGUUGAGACAUGUCGUAUCCUCAGCAUGCCUGAAGAAAUCGUGUGCUCCACCUAGGAUAAAGCGGCACGCGCUGUGGAGAAGUUCCCGUGCAUCCAGACGCGGCGGUACCAUGGAGGAAACACUUAAAGAGCAGGACAUCUGGGCUCUCAACGACUCGUGGAGAAAUGACAGCUUCGGCAACGACACGGAUAGUGCCAAUCAAACGGUGAAUCCCCUGAAGCGCAAUGAGGAGGUGGCCAAAGUGGAGGUGACGGUGCUGGCCCUGGUCUUGUUCUUCGCCCUCGCCGGGAACCUGUGCGUGCUGCUCGCCAUCCACACGGCCAAGCACGGCCAGUCGCGCAUGUACUACUUCAUGAAGCACCUGAGCAUCGCCGACCUGGUGGUGGCCAUCUUCCAGGUGCUGCCCCAGCUCAUCUGGGACAUCACAUUCCGCUUCUAUGGGCCCGAUUUGCUGUGCAGGCUUGUGAAGUACCUCCAAAUAGUCGGCAUGUUCGCCUCCACCUACAUGCUCGUGCUGAUGUCCAUAGAUAGGUGCCUGGCCAUCUGCCAGCCGCUGCGCUCCCUGCACAAACGGAAAGACCGCUGCUACGUGGUGUUGUCCUGGGUGCUCAGCUUGCUCUUCAGCAUCCCGCAGGUGUACAUCUUCUCUCUCCGGGAGGUCGGAUCUGGAGUGUACGACUGCUGGGGAGAUUUUGUGCAGCCGUGGGGUGCCAAAGCCUACAUCACUUGGAUCAGCCUCACGGUCUACAUCAUUCCUGUGGCUAUCUUGAGCAUUUGUUACGGUCUCAUAAGCUUUAAGAUCUGGCAGAACUUUAAGCUGAAGACCAGGCGCGAGCAGCAGGUCGUCACUCUGAGUCCCACAGCCGCGCGAAACGGUGCGCUUUUGGCGCGCGUCAGCAGCGUCAGGCUCAUCUCCAAGGCCAAGAUCACCACGGUCAAAAUGACGUUCGUCAUCGUGCUGGCUUACAUCGUGUGCUGGACUCCGUUCUUCUUCGUGCAGAUGUGGUCGGCGUGGGAUCCAGCUGCGCCCCGGGAGGCAAUGCCCUUCAUCAUCUCCAUGCUGCUGGCCAGUUUGAACAGCUGUUGUAACCCCUGGAUCUACAUGUGCUUUGCUGGACACCUGUUCCAUGACCUGAAGCAGAACUUUCUGUGCUGCCCGGCACACUACCUGAAGUCCUCUCAGUGCCGCUGUGAUCUGGAGCACAACUCGAGCCGCAAGAGCAACUCCUCCACUUAUGUCAUGAAGAGCACCAGCAGCCAGAGAAGCAUUACCCAGACAUCGUCCACAUAGACACUGAUACUUAUCACACAUGAGGACCAGGCAUAGACCCAUACAGAAUGGAACAGUGAUGUGCACAGAUGGUUGUAAGCACAUUGAGAGGAGCCUAAUCAAACUCAUUAUCAGGACACUGGUGGAAGUUUUGGCUCCAUCGCUGUGAUUACUUCCUGGACUGCAAAAAAAAAAAAAAAAAAAAAAAAGACUACCAUCAGAGGAAAGGGUGACUGUAAUGUCAUAGCAGAUGGCAUGUUACCAUACAUGCAGCCAAGAAAAUGUCUGGCUCCAGAUUAAAAUCUGUUUGGCUUCCAGUAGAGAGGUCUUUUUUAAAACCUUUGACUUGUUUUUUCUGAUUCUAACUUAAAUAUGCUAUUCAGUCAGUAUUGCCACUCAUCAACAUUCCAUUCAUUCUCAGAAAAAAAGAAAUAAACUAUUUCAUAGCUUUUCUUGUUACUUAAAGUCAUAUCUUGUGAAAACUGCAUGUAUUUUGUGGAUUUACUAACAUAUUCUAAGAUCAAGUCAGUAAUGAGGACUAGACUCCAUGUUUCAGUAUCAGCUUGACAACAGUAACGCCUGUAGUAACAAUUCAUGGUUUUUUUCUUCAUUUUUUUCAACAGACAUAGUUCUGUUUUGUUUGCUUUUUUAUUAUCAAGGAGCUCUUUAAGAGCUCAGCAUUACUUUCCCUUUUCUUCCUCAUGAGUUAUUCUUUGGUUUUAUUGACCCAACAGUAUCUUCUUGAUCAGUUUCUAUGCCAUUGCUAUUUAUUUUACAGCCACAUACUUUGUCAUACUCAUUUGCAGAGAAUAUGUAAUCACACACUUCUGUGAUGUUAACAGAAAGUGUGACCCCUGUGAGAUAACUCUGUUUUAUUGAAGUAAAAUUCUGAAUGUUUCCCUAAAAAAAGAUAUUUGAGGGCAGGUCAGCUAGUGUGCUUGUCCAACAACACAGAAAUCUGGCAUCAUUUUUCUCACUUGCUGCAUGCUGUAAGAAAGGAAUGUCCUAAUGUCUCAUUUUUUUAAAUCCAGCAGUAAAAUGAUUGUUCAAUGAU